Messenger RNA from Rosa rugosa (rugosa rose), 924 nucleotides. Its product is annotated as shikimate kinase, chloroplastic-like. NCBI's taxonomy places the organism in Eukaryota, Viridiplantae, Streptophyta, Magnoliopsida, Rosales, Rosaceae. The record is from RefSeq and is a predicted model, not a curated record. The annotation marks the transcript as partial. Gene Ontology annotation, molecular function: shikimate kinase activity. Gene Ontology annotation, cellular component: chloroplast. The transcript has a single exon.
CGUGGUAAUCUGAGAAGUGAGUGUGGCUCAUCCACACUGAAGGUGAGUGUGAGCCUAGCACUCCCCUCUAAAAAAUAUGAUGCUCACUUUGAUGAAGCCCUAAAUGGGCGCUGUAUAUUUCUUGUUGGUAUGAUGGGCUCUGGGAAAACAACUGUUGGCAAGAUUUUAUCAGAAACACUUCAUGAUUAUUCUUUUGUUGAUAUUGAUAAAUUGGGGGAGGAUGAGGUUGGUGGAAAAUCUGUAGCUGAAAUUUUCAAGCUGUAUGGGGAGGGAUUCUUUAGAGACAAGGAGACCGAGGUUCUGCAUAAGUUAUCUUUGAGUCAACGUCUGGUUGUCUCUACUGGUGGAGGUGUGGUGGUUCGGCCGGUGAACUGGAAAUAUAUGCAGAAGGGGAUUAGUGUGUGGUUAGAUGUACCCUUGGAGGCCUUAGCUCAGAGACUCGCAGGUGCCGGAACUGAUUCGCGGCCCCUUUUGCAUCACAGAGAAACCAUCGUGCGUCUGAGAAGUCUUUUUGAAGAGAGGGGGGAUGCAUAUGCCAAUGCCGAUGCUAGGAUUUCGUUGGAAAAUGUUGCUGCCAAAAUGGGGUGUAGAGAUGUAUCCAAUAUCACACCUAGUGUUAUUGCUUUCGAGGCGCUUGAACAACUUCAAGGCUUUCUCAAGGAAGAGGAAGGCCGUUCAUUCUAAGUUGGCAAUAUCUUUCAUGCUGCAUUUAAAAUAUAGCGGCAGCAUGCAUUCUUCUCAAUGCCACUCUUUGGUGCAUUUCACAAACACCUUGUGCACAACCUUGUAGUGGCUUCUAAAAAAUUUGAGGAGUGCAUCCACAAUAAAUUGUUCCUAGUUCAGGUAACAGAUGAAAAUCAGUCAUAUGGUUAUGGUUAAUUGGUAAUACAUGGUUGACAGGCAUUGAUGUAGACAGUCAUUUUA